CCGCAGAAACGUGCAGGCAGCAGGCAGGAGGAAGCUGUGUGAGCCGCCGCAGGGAGGAAACCGACGCACACAGCGACACGACCGGCGGGCGGGCUACGGUGGUGGUGGUGGCGUGGCGUGGCGGUGGUGGUCGGACACCGGUUAAUCUGUCGACCCAGAGGCGGCUGGCUCUCUCCCGGAGAGUGAAUGAGGUUGAUGCUGCUCUGCUGCACGUGGAAGGACGAACGCAUGGGAGAGGAGGAAGCAGGAGGAAGUUUGCCCGUCUGUGCGGGAUGCAAACAGAGGAUCUACGAUGAGCAGUACCUCCAGGCCCUCAACACUGACUGGCACACCGUCUGCUUCAGAUGUUGUGAGUGCAGCGCCUCGCUGUCCCACUGGUAUUACGAAAAAGAUGGCCGGCUCUUCUGCAAGAAGCACUACUGGGCCAAAUUCGGGGAGCUGUGCCACGGCUGCAAUGAUCCGAUCACCACCGGCCUCAUCAUGGUCGCAGGGGAACAGAAAUAUCACCCAGAAUGCUUCACCUGUCUGAACUGCAGGACGUUCAUUGGUGAUGGAGACACAUACGCUUUGGUGGAGAGAUCCAAACUCUACUGUGGUCACUGUUACUACCAGACCAUCGUCACCCCGGUGUCGCUGCCGGACUCACCAUGCUCGCGAAUCCCUCACACGGUCACACUGGUGUCCAUCCCAGCCUCUGCCGAGGGCAACAACGGACGCAGAGGGCGCGGUUUCUCUGUGGCCAUCGACCAGCCGCUCAGCCCGAACAAGGGCUACAGCCCUGAUCAUGGACACACUGUCAGAGUCUCCCAAGUGGACGCAGACUGCAUCAGCCCAGAUGUGAAAAAUUCCAUUCAUGUUGGAGAUAGGAUCCUGGAAAUCAACGGGACACCCAUUCACAACGUUCCUCUGGAUGAGAUCGACCUGCUGAUCCAGGAGACGAGUCGGCUGCUGCAGCUCACCAUCGAGCAUGACCCUCACAGUCAGGGGCAGGAGGGAGGCUCCUCGGAGGCUGAGGAGCAGGUGGAUGGGCCCCUGUCCACCCCUUUCUCCGAGGGGCCCAGCCCCAUCCUGCCCAUCACCCAGCCCCCCAACCCCGACAUCAGCAACCUGAGAUCCCGCAUUAUCACGCGGAGCUACAGCAUUGAUAAGUCGCCAGGCUCCAGCAACGCAGCGUCCCCCAUCUCCCAGAGGAAGGAUAUCAAUCGAUCAGAGUCACUCCGCGUCGUUUCAAACCGGACACACCGCAUCUUCCGCCCGUCUGACCUCAUCCAUGGAGAGGUGCUGGGGAAAGGCUGCUUUGGACAGGCCAUCAAGGUGACCCACAAGGAGACAGGGGAGGUGAUGGUGAUGAAGGAGUUGAUUCGCUUUGACGACGAGACACAGAGAACAUUCCUGAAAGAGGUGAAGGUCAUGCGUUGCUUGGAUCACCCCAACGUGCUCAAGUUCAUCGGAGUCCUCUACAAGGACAAGAGACUCAACUUCAUUGCAGAGUACAUAAAAGGAGGCACCUUGAGGGAAAUCAUCAAGAAAAUGGACAGCAACUAUCCCUGGAACCAGCGCGUCAGUUUUGCCAAGGACAUAGCUGCUGGGAUGUCAUAUCUGCAUUCCAUGAACAUAAUCCACCGGGACCUGAACUCACACAACUGUCUCGUCCGGGAGAACAACACGGUGGUGGUGGCGGACUUUGGACUGGCUCGGCUCAUGGUCGACGACAAGCAUGAAGAGAAGCUGUCGCAGGGGAAACUGUCAGGUCUGAAGAAGCCCGACCGCAGGAAGAGGUACACUGUGGUGGGAAACCCCUACUGGAUGGCUCCUGAGAUGAUCCACGGGAAAAGCUAUGAUGAGAGAGUAGACAUCUUUUCCUUUGGUAUCAUGCUCUGCGAGAUAAUUGGCAGGGUGAACGCAGACCCAGACUACCUCCCCAGGGCGAUGGACUUCGGUCUGAACGUGUCUGGUUUCCUGGAGCACUUCUGUCCCCCAGAUUGUCCCCGCGCUUUCUUCCCCAUGGCUGCUGUGUGCUGUGACCUUGAUGCAGACAAACGCCCUGCUUUCUCCAAACUGGAGGAAUGGCUGGAGAACCUGAAGAUGCACUUGGACAUUGGUCUGCCCCUGGUGUCUGAACUGGACCAGCUGCACAAGGCCUUCUGGGAGAACCACAGUAUCACACGCCCUGAGAACGGCCUGCACACCCACCCCGAACAGCCGGAGUAGGACUGGACAUGAUGGGAAGGCGUGGGAAGUUAGAGAUAACCCCCCCAACAGGGUGGCGACCGCCUGCCUCAGGUGGUGCAGUGGCCGGAGGUGUCGUGUAAAUACCCCUCCAAGUUUGGAGCAGAUGCAGCGGGCUCAGGCUGGCUCAGGCUUAAUGAACAGACUCAGGGGGAUGAAUGUGGAUGUGAAAAGCCACCCGUGCGAGAUGCACACACACACACAAACAAACACACAUUCAUUGUCAAAUCAAGAGACAUUACUCUAUGAUAGCUAGAUUCUGCUGCACCCGAAGCUAAAGUGGAACACGUCAUAUGCAAUCAGACCCGACUUUAAAGUCAUGACUCAGCUCCUGAAUCAUAUAGGUUUUACAUUAGUAGUCAACCCAUUCAAAAAUACUUGCUGUAGUUACUGUUGUGUGUAUGUGGAUAAAGUAGUCCAAAAAACAAGGCACAAAGCAAACCUGCAGCCUCCUCACUUCAGGCCUCUACAGAGUACAUAGUGCAGUAUGUGUUUGCAGGUGUUUUCUGUGUGAGUUUGGUUUGAUUUUGCUUUUUGGUUUGGAUCUCAAAACCGAAACUUAGGAAAAAAUGCAAAGGGGAGGGGCCCAGUCUGCCACUGAAGACACACAGGUUGAGAUCAACUCGCUGUCCACUUGUACAAGUCAAACAAAAACCUUUCAAGCUUUAAAUAGCUCGCUGAAGAGUGCAUGACUGUAAAUAAUGCUGUCAGGUCAGAUCCUUGUUCAUCAUGUCCCCUCUGACCUCAGACCUACUUGUGUCUAUGGCGCUGCCCCUCUCCCUCAUCUGUUGUGUAGCACGGACGCAGCACUGAGUUACACAUCUGUCAGCGUAAAUUCGGUACAUUGUCUCCCCAAUUUUAAGAGCUGUUGGUGUAUCUCAUUCAUAUUGACGUGGCAUCUUAGUUCAUGCAUUCACACCAGUGUACAUAGCUGGCGACAUUGUAAAUGUUUUAAAUAUUGUAAAUGUACAGACAUAUUUUAUAUACGUAAUGCUACAUUGCCAUAUUUUUAUUGGCCGACCAGUUGAAAUUAAGGAGAGUAAAAGUUUGACUGCAGUUAAAAAGGCACAGCCGAAAGUUUUAUUGUUUUUUUCGUCACCACUGUGGCAGGUUAGAGGUUUGAGAUAUGAGGAAUCUUAAAACCACAAAGCAUCUCCAACCCUCAGUUCAAGCUCAGUAAAUGUUACAUUCUGUUAUUUCCCUCCAUCAAACGUUUCAUCGGCCCUCUCUCGAGUUUUCAUGUCGCCAUAGAUGUGUGCUGGAGUAAAGUUAAUCAUAAUACUGGAUUAUUUAAUCACAUCAAAUUGUUGGAAAGGGGUUUAUCGCCCUUUUUUAACUUGCUGAACUGAAUCUGCACAUUAUGAUCAAAGCAAAUUAUAUGUGAUAUGAUGAUUUUGAGGGUCGAUUUGUUAUUGAUUCUCUCUCGUCUCAUGUACUGUACAGUAGUUCAGGUGUGUGAAUAAUAUCACCAGGUACUGUCUCAUCAUGUUGGCCGUCUCUCCUCCUGUGGAUAACUCACUGUUUGUUUACAUGUAAAUGCAAAGCUGUAAAUAUCACUGUAUAUAUGUACAUGUCUGUCCUCAUCUCUGUCUGCGUGCAUCGCAUAAAUAAUGUGCACUCCUCAGAAAUAAUCUCCUCCACUGGUCAAAUUUAUCUCUCGCACCUUCGAACAUAAGAUUUCUGUCUCUAAUGGUUUUUUUGUUUCAAAUUUCCUGCUGUUGUUUUCACAAGCUGCAUGAUGUACUAGGUAGGUCUGUUCAGUUUCUACACCGAGCUAUUUUUGUCUCUAAAUAUUGUGAUUUUAAAUAAGAAAUCAAAGAUCGAAAGACAAAAAAAGUCAACAGAGAAAGCCAGGCUAAAACAGAAAUGAGAAAAGAAAAACACAGCAUUUGUUGUUUUUAUAUAUAUAUAACCACUGAAAUCUUUUUGUAUAGAUUUGAGUACUUUAAUUUGCACUAUAUUACCAAAUGGCUCUUUGGAAGCUAUGUUUAUUAAUUUCCUCUCUUGGGCUACUUGUGAUAAGGAAAUAAAAUAUGUUGGUUCAGGUUGAUAUAUGAAUGCAAGACACUGAUAGAGCCUUUCAACUGUUAAAAAAAAGGGAUCUGGGGAAUUCAUCCUCUUGAUAGCAAACUGGACCAUGUGAGGAUUAGUGAAGUUUCUGAUUAUUUAGAUGCAUUUUUGUGCAGUGUUUUAGCUUUUUAAAACAGUUUUAGCAGGAGCCUGUUUGAUCCCAAUGUGAUAUUAUCGUAAGUAAAGUUGUACAUAUGUGGUAGUGUUGAUUAUAUUUUCCAAGUCUCCAAAAUUCUUAAAAGUGCUUUCAUGUCUCAGCUGAGUAGCUCCUGAGACACAAGGUUUUCCAGGUCUUUGCUAUCAAGAGGAUGUGAUGUCCCAGCUCUGCCUGCUGCCUACAGACUGGUCCUUUGUGAAAGAUGUUCUGUGUUGUUUCUGACUGCUUGGUUUCAUAUGUGAUGCCCACAGAGGCUGCAACCCGCUGCUGGUUCCUUCAGAUAAUAGAGCACUUAAAAACUGGCCUCUCACCUCUCACCUCCUCAUCACACUCCUUUUGGCUCAGGGCCGUAAAUUUUCUGGAGCUUAACUUCACAAUUCAGUUAAUUCAGCAGCUUUAUAGGAAAAAAAACAGUGAGACUCAAAGAGCAUGUGACCCUCUGUUAAUAUAUAGGCUGAUACCACAAAAUAAUGCUUCUGUAAAACACGCCCCUCCUGGUUGAUGUGUUCGUCCGUGGGCAUGUACUGUACAUGAGCGGCUUCUGCCAUGUUUCUGUCUCCAUCCCUAUCUGAGCCAUGUUGAGCAUGUUGGAUGUGUCUGUGAGGACGUGUUGAUGAUCAAUGAGAAUGUUUUCAGCAGCACUUCUUUGCAAAGGAUCGUUACCUCUGAACAAUGCUGUGCCUUUGUUGUAAGCUAGCCUUGCCAACGACUCGAAAAACGUGAACUGAUUUCCUUUUUUUUUAAAUGUAUCAUAAGUGCAAGCCUGAUUCAAGUGGAUUGAAUAUUAUUGCUGAUACUAUGUUGUAUGAGAUUCAUCUUGUUCUGUAUCAUAUUUAUAUUUUCCAGAUCUCCAUUGUCAGUUUUGAUAUUUUAAUAUUAGAUUUUUUUUUUUUUCUUAUUUAAUUUUUUUUACACAAGCUGUGAAAACAAUUCUGCACUUUAAUCCUGAACGUGAACAUUUAAACUCUGAGGAGGCGACUGUUUUUUUCCCUUUUGUCACAGCUAAAAAUAAAACUGUUGCUCCUUAAACAAACCAAA
Lates calcarifer (barramundi perch) is the source of this 5494-nucleotide messenger RNA. It is a transcript of the gene limk1a, whose product is annotated as LIM domain kinase 1a. Gene Ontology annotation, biological process: protein phosphorylation; positive regulation of stress fiber assembly; actin cytoskeleton organization. Gene Ontology annotation, molecular function: ATP binding; protein binding; protein serine/threonine kinase activity. Gene Ontology annotation, cellular component: neuron projection; cytoplasm; nucleus. The record is from RefSeq and is a predicted model, not a curated record. NCBI's taxonomy places the organism in Eukaryota, Metazoa, Chordata, Actinopteri, Centropomidae.